AUGGAAGAAGGUCAUACUCACUUUAGGCAGCUGCCUGCAGAAAUUGUCUAUGAAAUCCUAUCGCGCCAAUUUAGGGACUUGAUGUCCAAUGAUCACCCUCCUAGCUCUGAAAAGUACCAUUCAAACUUAAAGAUAUUCUUAAAGAGCAAUUCAACUGUUAAUAAGAUCUUCUAUCGGGUCUCAAGGGUUUUGGUUUACAGGUAUUUGAACUUCGCUACUGCGAGAUGUUUUAAUAGAGUAUUAGAGGUUUUAAAAAAGGAUACUACAGGAUUAAGAAGACUUGUGCAAGUAGCAGACUUCCAGGAGCUAUCUUCGAUCGGAUUAGGGAGAACAGGCGAGAUGAAUAAAAUGAUCAAGAAUUUAACUAGGGAUACAUUAUAUGAGUUUUUAUUACUCACGUCCAGUAAUUUAAGGGAGUUUUUAGCAAGUGAGCAUAUUCAAGGUGAUCUGGAUGAGAGAGUCAUCUUCUUUUUAGUAAGGCCAGGGUCUUUACUAAAUGUUCUUGACUUUUGUGGGUGCUCUGGAGCCGAAUUUACAGAGACUUUCAUAAAUGUAGUUUCGAAAUUAUACGAUAAAGAAUCUGGCGAGCCGAAACAACAUAAUUAUCAAUUGACGUCUAUAGGUUUGCAUGACUGCACAGAUUUGCCUACAGAAACGUUAGGAUUAUUUUUAAGUACAGUGCCAGAACUCCAAAAACUGGAUUUGUCACAUACAUCAAUUGAUGACUACACGUUAGUCAAUGUCUUACCACACUGGAAGAACCUGUCACAUCUUUCUCUAGGAAACUGCUCUCAAUUGACCCCUAGAGGAAUUCUGGAAUUUUUUAGCUACCACCCAACUGUCACAGAUAACAAUAACUGUACGCUGCAAUGGCUAAGCUUAAAAACACAUAAGCAUACGUCCUCAUGGACUGAAACACAAACCAUGUUUUUACUGAAGAAACUAUGUCGUUAUGGUCAUAAUCUAACUCUACAAUAUUUAAACAUUGGUGGCAUGCCCCUGCACUACUCUGAGGAUAAUAAAAUUGUUAAAACCGCAUACUACUAUCAAUGCCAAGAUACUCUAACUUUUAUCAAAUGGAAUUUCCCUAAACUCAAAUCGUUAAGUAUAAGAAAAGCUAAUAUUCCAAUUCAGGGUUUAGUAAGGUUUUUAUCCGUAGAGGAUACGCUGGAUCGUGGUGUCAUUGAAUAUUCAUCUUCGCCUUCCACAACUUCGUGUACAAGAGAUAGCAUUCUCCAACAGCCCAUUCAGCAGCAACAACAACAACUAAGAUUCUUAGAUGUGGCUGGAAAUAGCUACUUGAAUAAGUGGACUGUAACAGAUUCGGCAUUAUUUACAUCAUCGGAUUCUCUUGUCGCUGUAGAGCUGCCAUUUGAAAGCUGGCAAGAAAUAGAGCGCCGCAAGGGAUCUGAAAUAACAUUUAUGAAGCCAUUGGUCAAUGGGAUUACUAAAUCUUCGAUGGUACACGACUACUCAAGAGUCGAAGAAGUUAAAUGGAAAUGUUACAUGGACGCCUCUUAUGGAAGACGAUACUGGAUAUAUAAAGUUGACGAUAUUCUAAACCAAGAUGACUUAGACCAUAGGGGCUCUAUGACAAGGUAUGAUGAACAAGGUCGCAAAAUUGUUGAAAUAAUAAGUCAACCUGACUUUCUGAAGUAUGCACAGAACAAAAUUAUGCUAGGUUGCGGAAUCGUUCCUUUAACUGGUAUUAGGCGAGAAAAGACAUAUAGGGAGAUGAGGCAUCCUCUCUCAAGAUAUAUUAGUAAGGAUGGCAAACUAUCCAUAACUGGUACAUAUACAGCUCCUAUUAGAAGACCAAGACUUCCACCUGGUAUUUGGAGAAUCAUACACAACGGUGAAGAUGAAGACCUGAAUAGCGAGCCCAUUGAAGAAGAUAUGCCCGAAAACAUAACCAGAAAUAAUAAUGAGCAAGAAUCAAGAUCCAAUAGCUUUGUUUACAGACAAGCUACUACAAGAGAUGGUUUGUACUGGGACAGGUCCGUCACGGAUCUACAACUACUAGCAGCAGCUUCAGGCACUGAUAAUACGCAUGAUAUUAUUAGCAUUAACAGUAGUAAUAUACCGGCCGGCAUUAACGAAUUUGAUCUUAACUACGAAGACUUAGAUAAUCCCGAAUUGCAAAGAAGACGUUCCCAAUUUAACCUAUUCCGUCUAUCAUCCGCAACUAUUCCAAAUGAAGAUACUAUUGUUGCUGGUUCGGAGAGGGCUUCGCUUUUAGCGAAGGCUUUAAUUAACUGGUGUCCAUUACAGCAAACCCUUCCAUACUAUAACCAAUUAUCCCAACAAAGGUCCCUUAACGGAGAAUAUCCGGAAUGGUUUUCUCCGCAAAUCAGUAAAACCUACACAGUCUACCUUCAAACUAUGGAUGAGUACGAGGUAUUUGGUUGCAUAGAAAGGGGUAUUUAUAGAUACUAUAGCUUGAAAACGUAA
Eremothecium sinecaudum is the source of this 2451-nucleotide messenger RNA. It is a transcript of the gene LUG1, whose product is annotated as Lug1p. The coding region runs from base 1 to 2451 and encodes 816 amino acids. The transcript has a single exon. The record is from RefSeq and is a predicted model, not a curated record. NCBI's taxonomy places the organism in Eukaryota, Fungi, Ascomycota, Saccharomycetes, Saccharomycetales, Saccharomycetaceae.